Molecule: messenger RNA, 2084 nt
Organism: Ricinus communis (castor bean)
Lineage: Eukaryota; Viridiplantae; Streptophyta; Magnoliopsida; Malpighiales; Euphorbiaceae
Product: dof zinc finger protein DOF1.4
Exons: 2
Coding region: 228-1301 (357 amino acids)
Biological process (GO): regulation of DNA-templated transcription
Molecular function (GO): DNA-binding transcription factor activity; DNA binding
Source: RefSeq, a predicted model, not a curated record
UAUAAAGACCAAUUAAGAAGACCCAUCACGUGAAAUUCUGAUUAAUAUACUCUCUCUUUAUUUUUAUUUUGUUGCUUAAUAAUAAUAGUUAUAAUCUUUCUCACCCGCUCUCUACUCAAUCUUUCUUUUCCAUCAAGAGAGAGACUCACGUCGCCACCUGCUCUUUGUCUGUUUACUCUUUGUUUCAAGGAUUCCUUAGUGAGACAGAGAGAGAGAAAGAAAGGAAAAUGCUAGGCAACUGUGAGAAGAUGGUUGUCAUCUCUCCAACUACUAACGAAUGGCCACAGAAUCAGAUAGAUGAGAAAAGCUUGAUGGUAUCAUCAACAAGUAAACUAAUGGAGAAACGGGGCCAAGACCCAUCACAACCACAGCAGCAGCAGCAGCCACAGCAAGCUCUCAAGUGUCCUCGCUGUGAUUCCUCAAAUACUAAGUUCUGUUACUAUAACAACUACAGCUUAUCUCAGCCAAGACACUUUUGCAAAGCUUGCAAAAGAUACUGGACUAGAGGUGGAACUUUGAGGAAUGUUCCUGUAGGAGGUGGAUGCAGAAAGAACAAGCGAGUCAAAAGGCCAUCUUCUUCUGGUGGUGAAGGUACUAUUAAUCAAGUCUCUAGUGUAAACCCUAAUAACCCUUCUUCUCAUCAAACCCCAAUUGAUCAUAUCACUUCCACUUCAAAUCAUAUCAAUCAUUUGUUUUAUGGCUUACCCACUAACCCAUCUGAAAUGAAUCUUCCAUUUGGAAGGUUCAAUUCAAGAGUCUCAUCAAAUAUGGAUACUGGUUACGAUCUUCCGCCUCAGUUAAAUGCUCUUGCAUUAGGGUUUUCAUCAGGAAUCCUAGGCAAUAAUGAAGCUAAUAAUGGCUUUAACCCGACUAAGCAUAUCCAAGAUUCAGUUACUUCAACUUCUCUACUUACUAAUUACUCCUCCAUAUUUGGUUGUUCCUCUUCUUCCACCGCCACAACUUCUCCAUCUAUAGCCACUUUACUUGCCUCUAGCCUUCACCAACAAAACAAGUUCAGUGUCAAAGACAGUAACAGAGCACCUAACCACUUCCAGAAUCUGACACCUUUUGAAGAUUUGCAAAUGAGUUGCAAUAGUACUGAAUCUGGGAUUGCUAUGAAAGAAGUGAAAACUGAACAAGGACAAAGCAGGCUGCACUGGAAUAUGCCAUGCCAAAAUCAGAUAGAGCAAAUGGGCUUCUCAUCAUCAGAACCUUCACUCUAUUGGAACCCUAACACGAGCAGUGUCGGUACAUGGCAUGAUCCAGCCAAUAUUGGAUCCUCAGUCACUUCUCUGAUAUAGCACCAGCUAAAACACUAUUUCUUUCAAAUUCAUCUCCCUCUAUUUUUUUCCAAUAAUCUUGGUAUCUCUGGUUAGGUUUUAUUUUUUUGUCAAUUAUAUCUCUGUUCGUAGUGGAGUUUAUGGUCAAAGUGGGAGUGUUCGAAAAAACCAAAAAAUGGGAAAAAAAAUAGAAAAGAAUAAAGUAUAAAGUUUGGCAUUGAUGCAAAAUUAAAGAUGAGAGGAGCUUGGAUCGGAGAGAUCAUGUCAGCUGCAAGAAAUCAGCCUGUUGGUUUUUAUUUUCAAAGGUUGAGAAUAUCCCUAUUUGCGCUGAGAGGAACCUCGGAUCUUCUUCAUAUCUCAUCAUGUCCUAGUUACCAUCAUUAUCACGGUCAUCUACACAGUGGUGGAGAAAAGGAUCAACUAUUUUGGUGCAGUUCUUUUGUAUCAGUAAGUUGGUCUAUUACUUUUUAAUUUGUAUGUAAAUAUUUAUGCAUGACAAGUACUCCUUUCUUUCUAAUGUAGUAUUUGUUAUUAGGUUGGGGAUUUUGGUGGGAUAUAUGUUACAAUCGUCUAGACGAGGCACUAAUUCCUUUCUUGAUUCUGAAUUAUGGUACUCUUUAAUACUUUUUUUUUUUUGGGAAAAAAGGUUUGGAUAUAGGUGGUAUAGGAAAGAGGGAGAUUUAGCAUGGUAAUGUGUCUUUUUUUUUUUUUUUUGUUAACGUUAUGUUCUUCUUGGGUCUUGGUUAUAUGUUGUCGACUUCUUUUGUAUUUGAUGUUAUUUGUAAGGAAAUUAUGGUUCUGGGA